This is a messenger RNA of Alnus glutinosa, 3138 nucleotides long. RefSeq lists its product as uncharacterized. The record is from RefSeq and is a predicted model, not a curated record. The coding region runs from base 1 to 3138 and encodes 1045 amino acids. Lineage: Eukaryota; Viridiplantae; Streptophyta; Magnoliopsida; Fagales; Betulaceae. The transcript is spliced from 5 exons.
AUGGCGGAUGGUACUCGAAUGAAUCAAAUGGCCGAAACUUUGGCUGCAUUGAAGAAAAUAGUAGACAUAAAUGAAGAAAUCAAGAAACAGUUUGUGCCGUUGACUACUGGCAAGGAGAAGGAAAAUCCAGUUCUCAUUGAAGCAGCACUUGCAAAAGAUAAAGUAGCAGUUCAAAACAUUAACCCAGUUGUGCCACAGGAAAAUAUGGGUUACCAGUUGCAAGAUUGCAGGGACGCAAGAAGAUUGCACUUUCCGGAUGAUCAUGUGGGAGGAACUAGUUGUCAAGAAAAUCUGAAUCUUGAUUUUUCUUUUAAGAAAUGUCCUGAAGUUCUACAACAGCCCUUCAGCAAUGUGGCCUGGCAGCAGAGAGGAGAUCCCAGAAGACAGUUUGCGGGUGAAUUCCGGACAAGGCUGCACAAUUUUGAUAAUGUACAUACAAGAGUGGAGCAAAAUGUGGAGGAUUCCAGUGGUAUAAUUCCCAGGUCAGUCCGAAUUGAUUUUCCUCGGUUUGAUGGGAAUGACCCAACUGAUUGGUUGUAUAGGGUUGAGCAAUAUGUUGAGUUUUAUAAUACUUCCUAUAGACAACUUUUCCGUUUGAUUGCUAUUCAUAUGGAAGGGAGGGCAUUGGUUUGGUAUCAAGACAUUUGUGAUUCCUCUCAAUUUCACUCUUGGGAGGGUUUCACUAGGGCUGUAUUAACUCGUUUUGGCCCUUCUUCAUAUGACGAUCCCAUGGAGACUUUGAUGAGGCUUCGACAGUAUUCUACUAUGGAAGACUAUAAAGGGAAGUUUGAAUCUAUUAGUAAUCGAUUGAAGGGUAUUUCUGAUUUUAAUCGAUUGAGCUGUUUUCUUAGUGGGCUCAAAGAUGAAAUUCGGAUUCCUGUGAAGAUGUCCAAUCCAGGUACCUUGUUGGAAGCAUACAGUUUGGCAAAAAUGCAAGAAGAAAAUGUUUUGGCCAAUCGGAGGAAUUUUAGGAAUGCUAAUCCUAAUUACAGUGGCUCAAAUUCUCAGAGGGUUAAUAGUAGCAAUGUUGUUCAGAAUAAUUUUUCUUCUGGGCAGAAUAGUGGGAGUAUUCCAAAGGCUGUGGUGCCUGUUCAGAAAAUUUCCCCGUUACAAAUGGAGGAAAGAAGGAAGAAAGGCUUAUGCUACAAUUGUGAUUCUAAGUGGAAUCCGGGGCACCGUUGUGUGGCUCCUAAAUUGUUUUUGCUUGAACAUGUGGAGGUUGGGGAAAAUGAAUUUUUUGCAGACAGCCCUGCAUCAGUACCAGUGGAUCCGAUGUCGGAUUUAAUUGAAUUUUCUGAUGGUGAAAUUGUUCCAGAAAUUUCAUUACACGCUGUUACAGGAUCUAUUCAUCCAAAAACUAUGCGAGUAAGUGGGUAUCUUGGUAAUCUAAAGGUGGUGAUUCUCAUUGAUAGUGGGAGUACUCAUAAUUUCAUGGAUGCUGCGUUGAUUCAUAAAUUGCAGUUUCUGAUCAAUAGGGCAAGUGUAGUCAGGGUUCAAGUUGCUAAUGGUGAGGUGAUUGUUAAUGGGGGGAAAUGUGAUGGAGUUAAAGUGUCUGUGCAGGAACAGAGUUUCACUUUUGACUCUUAUGUUAUUGUAUUGGCUGGUUGUGAUAUAGUCCUUGGUAUACAAUGGAUGUUGACUUUAGGUCCUAUUUUGUGGAAUUUUAAGGAUCUUACUAUGGAGUUUACACUGGGACAGCAGCAUUGUUUGUUACAAGGAUUGGCAGCGGCUCGGUUGUGGGAAGAAUCAGACCUGAGUAUUUCACAAACUAUGAGUAAUAAAGGGCUAUUGCUGCAAUUAUUGGAGAAUGUAGAGACUUCUGUAAUUCCUAUGGAAGAUACAGAUUUUACAGAAUUACUUAAACUUUUUGAAGAUGUGUUUGCUGAGCCUCAGGGACUGCCACCCAGUCGGUCUCAUGACCAUGCUAUCAUUCUUAAAAAUGAUGCUAAGCCAGUGUGUGUUCGUCCAUACCGUUAUCCUUAUUUUCAAAAGGAGGAGAUAGAAAAAAUUGUUCGGGAAUUAUUAGAUUCAGGGGUCAUUAUCCUGAGUCAAAGCCCUUUUUCUUCUCCUGUUUUGCUGGUCCGGAAGGCAGAUGGGUCUUGGCGGAUGUGUAUGGACUACAAGGCUUUAAAUAAUGAGACAGUGAAGGAUAAGUUCCCGAUUCCAGUAAUCGAUGAACUAUUGGACGAACUGCAUGGCUCUAGAAUUUUUUCUAAACUGGAUUUGCGUUCAGGUUAUCAUCAAAUUAGAGUUCGACCGGAGGAUGUGCCCAAAACAGCUUUUAGAACUCAUGAGGGUCACUAUGAGUUCUUAGUCAUGCCAUUUGGGCUGACGAAUGCCCCCAAGAAUAAACAGGAGCAUCUGUGGCACUUGGAGCUUACUUUGGAUAUUCUACGGAAGCACCAACUGUAUGCUAAGAGAAGUAAAUGUUACUAUCGCAAGUUUAUCAGAGGAUAUGGAGCUAUUGCUGCGGUUUUAACGAAUUUACUUGAGAAGAAUGCCUUUAAGUGGACAGAGGAGCAUACAAGGGCUUUUGAGGAGCUGAAACAAGCAGUCACUCAUCCGCCUAUAUUGGCCUUACCGGAUUUUAAUUUGCCUUUCGACAUCGAAUGUGAUGCUUCGGGUAAAGGCAUUGGUGCAGUCCUUAUGCAAUGUCAAAGACCAAUUGCUUUUUUCAGUCAAGGACUGAAGGGUCGAUUUUUUUCUAUGUCGACUUAUGAGAAAGAAUUGGUGGCACUAGUGUCAGCUGUGAAGAAAUGGCGGCCUUAUCUUUUGGGUCAUCCAUUUAAAAUAAAGACGGAUCAUCAAAGUUUUAAGUUCAUUCUAGAACAGAAAAUUGGAACUCCCAUGCAGCAGAGAUGGGUAUCUAAACUUCUGGGCUAUGAUUUUAUUGUGGAGUAUAAGAAGGGUCAGGACAACAAAGUGGCUGAUGCACUUUCUCGCAGAGAUGAGGAUGAAUUUUUGGAGAAUCUGGCAAUUUGUGUCGAAUUUCGGUCACCUUCGUCGGAAUCCAGCUAUACUGGGCCAGAUUUCGGUGAAACUGGUCGGAAUUUAGUCAUUGAUGCUGUAUUUUGGCCUCCAUCGCUGGAAUCCGGCAACAAUAGCCGGUAUCUGCUGAAAGUGGCCGGAAUCCUGUAA